AGCUCUCACAGUCGACUAAUUUGGGUAACCGAAACUGGUAGCUCAGACUCGGAUCCAAACAAGUAUAAGUCUAUACUCGGAUCCUGUAAAAUUUGCUGAGUGUGACUGGUUGCUGGUUUGAUGACUGGUUCUUAACCGUUGGUGGGGCACUUUGCAGCUCACAUUUUUGGAUUUCAACCCGUACCUUUUCCUCUCUUGUGUUCUAUUUUCCCUCUUUAUUAUUUUGUGUCGUUCUUAAUUUUAAUUUUUGAUUUCUAUUAAUUUAAUGAAAGUUAAUACUUAUGGGAUGAGUAAGUCGUCAUCAAAAUCGGUUAAUAUUCCUUCACUUGAUGAUAGUGACUCUAUUGUUGCACCUAUUGCUCAGAUACUUCUUGCUGCUGAGGAUCAUGUUGCUUCAUCAGUUCCUGUUGAAGAAGCAGCUGAAGAGGUUGUCGCUAAGUUAAUAUGGCCUUCUGAAGACAUUCAACUUUUGAUUGAGAAUAUUCAUAAGUGUUUACCUAAAAAUGAUACUGCUAAAUAUUCGACAACUGCUAAAAAAUUGAGCUGGGAUGAUAUAAAAUUCAAAGAUUACUCUGCUGAUGAGUGUAAAUCCCAAUGGGAUUUGGUGUUGACUAGAAUCAGAAGAUAUCGCACUUUAUCUGAAGUUCUAGGUGAUGCACGGGAUUGGGCUAAAAAUCCCUAUAACAAUGCAUCGCUCAACAAGAAAACACGUCAUCCAGAUUUACCCAAAAAACCUUUAACUCCUUUCUUGAGAUACUUUACAGAGAAAAGAGAACGAUUUGCUAAGAAGAAUCCUAAUUCAACAUCUGUUGUUGAUAUGGCUAAAGCUUUAGCCGCUCAGUAUCGUGAUCUCUCUGAAAAGAAAAAAGCAAAGUACAAAACAGCUUUUGAUAGAGAAUAUGAGGAGUAUAAGCGAAAAAUGGAAGAGUUUAAAAAACUCCAUCCUGAAAUUGAGAUCAACCCUCAUAAUAAGAAAGAGCCCACACAAGCUUAUCCUGGACCUGUUAGACCAAAAACUCCAUUCCAAAUUUUCUGCCGAAAAAAGACUGCGGAAAAGAUUGAUUCCAAAGAAGUUGAAGACGGGGAAUUUUCCAAAAAAGAUAAUUUGGAACAAAUGAGAAAGGCAUGGCACGACUUAUCUGACAAGAAACGCCUCAAGUGGAUUAAGAAAUCAUUAGCCGAUGAAAAACGCUACAUCGAAGAACUUAGUGAAUUUAAAAAGGCUAACCCUGACUAUGAACCACCGGUUAUAAAAGUUCUGAACAAAAUGGAGAAAGAUUUAAAGCAGCGAUAUGAUGGAAAACCGGAAAGACCUCCGUCCUCAGGUUACGCUCUAUUUUCCAAAGUUGAAUUGAAAGGAAUAAAAGAUUGUCCGGCUAAAGAGAAAAUGACCCUUAUUGCUCAUAAAUGGAAAGAAUUGUCCCAGGACGAAAAAAAUCGUUAUAAUCAAGAAGCCUGUAAGAAGCAAAGAGAGUAUUCCGAUAAGAUGGAAACAUACCUUGCCUCUCUACCGGAAGACGAAAAGGAACAAUUUAUGGCCGAAGAGAAAUAUAAACUGCCAGGUGACAAAGCAAAAAAGUCACCUUCUAAGAGUAAAGAAAAAGAUAUCAAAGAUUUACCUGUAGAAGAGUUGGCUAAAGACGCUAAUAUCAGUGCUGCAGCACAAUGUUAUUUCCAAGCAGAAAGGCUUGUCGCCUUACAAGCAAAAAAUCAGAACAAAAGUCAAUCAGAGUUAACAGGUAAAAUUAUUGAAGAAUGGUCAAAAAUGCCGUUGGAUAAAAAGGAAAAGUAUUUCCGUAUGGUGGAAGGCAUGUCUUUAACAAAGAAACCAACUGGCGUAAAGAAAACUAAACUCACUGACCGUUAUGAAGGUUUAGAGCCAGCUGAAGUUGAAAUUGUGACAGCACUGUUAAAAAAGAUGCCUAAACCUCCUCCUAAAAACGCAUAUUCAAUAUUUUUGACCGAAAAAUUGGCCCAGUUAAGCAAUUUUGAACCCAAAAAACGCAUGGCUGAAGUUUCUCGUUUAUGGCGAUCUGUUUUAACUGAAUCAGAAAAACAACGUUACGAGAAUAAAGUUAAAGAGUUUUCAAGUCUUUAUGAAAAUCAACUUCAAACUUUUGUUAAGAGCCUCAAUUCAAAAGAAAAGACGCUUUAUGAAAGGCAUUUGAAAAAAAAUGAGACUAGUUCGAAUCUUAAACGAAGUCGAAAUAAUGACAAUGCUAAUUCUAAGAAAGCCAAACUAGAACAACAGCAAUCCAGCGAUGACGAAGAAAUGGAGACUAUCAAACAGGAUGACAAUGAUUCCGACAAUGAAAAUUCCGAGGAAGAUGAUGAUGAUGACGAAGUAGAUGAAGACGAAGUAGAGGAAGACGAAGCAGAUGAAGACGAAGUAGAUGAAGACGAGGACGAUGAUUCAGAUUCAGAUGAAUCUGAGAAUGAUAGAAGCUCUGAUGAUGAAAACAAAGAGCCUGUCAGAAAACCCAAGUCCAAACGCUGAAAGCUGAUGAGAGUGAAGACAAAUAAGUGCGAAUGUUUUAUCAGGCUUAUUUUUUCAUUAUCCAUGUUAUAAUUAUCAUCCUUAUUUUUACAAGAACAAUAUCAUUAUCCUUUAUUCACCAAUCUAUGUAAUAUUUCUUUUGCUACAUGCAAAAAAGAGAUUCUUUAUGUCAAUUCUGCAACAUUUUCCCUUUGCAAUCGUAUGAAAUAUUAGAAUGAUACAAAACUAAUGUAGUUCACUUUGUUUUUGUUCAUUAUUUAAAAUUAAAUUUAUUGAUUAAAUUUA
Tetranychus urticae (two-spotted spider mite) is the source of this 2782-nucleotide messenger RNA. RefSeq names its product nucleolar transcription factor 1-A. NCBI's taxonomy places the organism in Eukaryota, Metazoa, Arthropoda, Arachnida, Trombidiformes, Tetranychidae. The record is from RefSeq and is a predicted model, not a curated record.